Molecule: messenger RNA, 1746 nt
Organism: Adineta steineri
Lineage: Eukaryota; Metazoa; Rotifera; Eurotatoria; Adinetida; Adinetidae
Source: the annotation of a GenBank genome assembly
AUGAAUCGAUUAAAUACAUUACGAACCUUAAUGAAAGAACAUGAAUGUAAUGCAUAUUUAAUAAGUGAUAGUGAUGCUCAUUAUACAUUUUAUUCAUUAUCACGAGAAGAUCGUCGUAUAAAUUGGAUAACCGAAUGUCAAGCUCAAUGUGGAUUAGCAUUAGUUACUUUGAAUGAUAUUGCUCUUUUUCAAGUUCCAUCAAAUUAUUUUCUCUUAGCAAAAAAUGAAAUCAAUGAAAAUAAUUGGUUAAUUGUUGAUGAUCUUGUUCAAUGGUUAUAUGAACAUGAAUUAAAAAUCGAUAGAAUUUGUUAUGAUCCUCGUUUAACACCAUUCUUUGUAGUUCAAUCAUUUGAGAAAUUAAAAUCUAAAGGAUAUAGUCUUUAUCCAAUGUCAACAACAAAUUUAAUUGAUGCUAUAACAAUUAAUGAAAUAACAUUUAAAGAACAUACGUUAACACCUAUUUGGUCACUUGAUCAAACUGCUUUUCCUGGAAAAACAAGUGAAGAAAAAAUAUUUGAAUUACGACAAAAUUAUUUAAUUAAUGAUAACAAUCAAUACACAUUAAUAACAACAGCUAUGGAUGAAAUUGCAUGGUUACUUAAUUUACGUGCUAAUGAUAUGGAAUGUAAUCCAUUUUUCUAUAGUUUUAUGAUUAUUUCAACUGAUCAACUUAUUUUAUUUACUGAUAAUCCAUAUGAAAACCUUCAUUAUGAUAUUCGUCCAUAUAAUGAUUUCUUUUCAUUUUUAUCAAUAUUUCAAAAUCAAAAUAUAUGGAUAGAUGAACGUACAUCAAUGUCAGUUAUUUUAAAUCUUUUAUAUCCACCUAAAAAAAUUGUUCGUUCACCAAUUCAACAAAUGAAAGAAAUUAAAAAUUCUAUUGAAUUAAAUGGUUUUAAACAAUGUCACUAUAGAGAUUGUGCUGCAGUAUGUGAAACAUUCGAUUGGCUUGAAACAUCUAUUAAAAAUAAAUUAAAAAUAAAUGAAUAUGAUGUUAUGAAAUAUCUUGAAAAUUGUCAAAAACAAAAAGAUUAUUAUAUUGGUAUAUCAUUUGAUACAAUAUCAGCUAAUGGUAUCAAUACAUCAUUAGUUGAAUAUGCUCCAUCGAUUCAUAGUCAAUAUACUAUUAAUGAAGAUGAUAUAUAUUAUCUUGAUGCUGGUGCCAAUUAUUAUGAUGGAACAACAGAUAUGACGCGAACAUUACAUUUUGGCAAUCCAACAGCUAAACAAAUUCAAUGUUAUACAUUAUUAUUGCGUGCGAUUUUAUCGAUUGAAAUGAAUUUAUUUGAAUUAAAUGAGAAAAUCAAUGGUGAAAGAAUUUAUAAAAUGCUUCAAGAAUAUUUAAAAGAUUUAGAUAGUUCAAUUAAACAUAUAUCAUUUGGUCAUGGAGUUUCGCAUGGACAAGGAGUUAUCGAAGGAGGUAUAAGUAUUUCUGAUAAGUAUUCAUUAGCAAAUCAAAUAGAUAUCAAACCUGGAAUGGUUAUUACACUUGAGCCAGGAAUUUAUUAUGAAGGUGAAUGGGGAAUUCGUAUAGAAAAUGUUUAUUCUAUUGAACAAAAUCAAUCGAAUCAAAUAUAUUUUAAUCCAUUAACAUUAAUUCCAUAUGAAAAAAAACUUAUUGAUUUUAAUUAUUUAACCGAACAAGAAUUAAUUUGGAUAAAGAAUUAUCAUCAACGAUGUUUAGAUAACGUUAAUGGAGGAAAGUGGAUGAAACAUCAAAUUGAAAAUUUUAAUCUAUCUGAAGUUUAA